Messenger RNA from Pogonomyrmex barbatus (red harvester ant), 1550 nucleotides. RefSeq names its product ileal sodium/bile acid cotransporter-like. Gene Ontology annotation, cellular component: membrane. The record is from RefSeq and is a predicted model, not a curated record. NCBI's taxonomy places the organism in Eukaryota, Metazoa, Arthropoda, Insecta, Hymenoptera, Formicidae.
GUCGUAAGUCGCAGAUUUCAUGGAACUGUCGUCGUCGAAGCGUGCGUCUUUCACCGUGCCGGGCGCGCGCGACUCGCGCUCACUGAUUAUGCAAUUGAGCCGUGAUGUUUCGCGACCGCGAACGGCGGCUCCGAUGUCGUCUGCGGAACGAAGAGAUUGUCGCGGACAAUUAUGAUUAGAAUGGCGGGUGCUGUGUACAUAAUUGGACUCUUGUUGUUGGGAGAAACAACAAGUUGGACAAUUGACAUCAUACCUAACAUAACUGUACAUAUGAAUCAUGUAAUCUCAGUUCCAUGCAGCAUACAUGAUAUGCCAUCCGAUUUAACAGAGUGGAACAUUACUGCUGAUGAUAAUAUCGCAAUACCGAGAUAUGAUAUAUUAACGUUAAACAAAACUUCCAAAAAUGGUGUUCUAAAUAUCACUGGUGUGUUCCUUGGUAGAACAAAAUUAACAGUUAAUUUGAUGAAAUAUAAGAUUAUAGACAGCCGGGAGGUCUCUCUUAUUACGGUAAUACGAGAGGAACGCAUAAUAGAUUCUGUAUUUACUAUUAGUGUUGCGAUUCUUGUAUCCAUUUUAUAUAUUAAUUUUGGCUGUGCCAUGAACUGGAGUACAUGCCGUGCUACGUUAAGAAGACCAAUAGGUCCAGCCAUAGGUUUUUUCUGUCAAUUUUUAAUCAUGCCGUUGUUAAGUUAUCUCAUUGGAUAUCUUUUAUUUCCUGAUCGUCCUGAACUGCAAAUAGGCAUGUUCUUCACAGGGAUAAGUCCAAGCGGUGGCGCUUCGAAUAUCUGGACAGUAUUACUUGACGGCAAUCUGAAUCUUUCAAUCACAAUGACCACUAUGUGCACCAUCGCAGCAUUUGGAAUGAUGCCAUUUUGGAUUUUUACAUUGGGCAGAAAUAUUUUCUCACAAGGACAAAUUCCAGUUCCUUAUCGUCAUAUUGGCACUCUCGUAAUUGGUCUCAUAAUUCCACUAGCUAUAGGAUUUUUCAUUCAACGAAAACAUCCAAAUGUAUCCAAGAUAUUAGUCCGAAUAAUGAAACCUUUCUCUGUUAUUUUAAUUUUGUUCAUCAUUAUAUUUGCUAUCGUGACUAAUCUAUAUCUUUUCAAAUUGUUCUCAUGGGAGAUUAUAAUUGCAGGAAUGGGUUUGCCAUGGUUAGGUUUUACAUUUGGGCUCAUAACAGCAUAUAUCUGCAACCAGCCUCAAGCUGAUAUACGAGCAAUUGCCAUUGAAACUGGUAUUCAGAACACAGGCGUGUCUAUUUUUUUGUUACGAUUUACAUUGGAACCACCCAUUAACGAUCUAACCACUGUGAUUCCUGUGUCUGCCGCAAUUAUGACACCAAUACCAUUAGCAAUUCUAUAUAUAAUAAAAUUAAUUUACCAAGAUUGUAGACAAAAAAAAUAGCUAAAACGGCUACAUUGCAGUCUGUCCCGUCGUUAGAAAAGCUCCAAAGAACUACGACUACUAUGAAUCACUACGAAGAUAUUUCUACUAUAUCACACAAUUAAAUGAACCUAAAUUAAUUGACCGUGCAGAACAAUAAUGAGCAA